AUGGUUGGUCUUUCGGGAGGUUUAAUGGUGUUAUGGAGGAAAGAUUUAGCUGAUUUUUCUGUUAUUGAGACUUCUUCCCAAAUGGUAGUGGGUAAUUUGAAGGUCAGCGGUAAAGGUAGCUGGGUUGUGGCUUCGGUGUAUGGCAGUACUGAUGCUCAGGAAAGGAAGUUGCUUUGGGAUAAUCUUGAAAGGCUUUGUUCAAAUGACCUUCCUUUGGUGAUAGGAGGCGAUUUCAACUGUGUUCUUUCACAAGAGGAGAAAAGAGGUGGGAAGAAAUUCAGCUUGACUCAGGGUUCCAAGGAUUUUAAUAGUUUCAUGAUUAACAACGAUCUUCAUGAGGUUAGAUCUAUGGGGCCUAAGUUCACUUGGUGUAAUAAUAAAUCAGGUAGUGCUCGUAUCCUGGAGAAGUUAGACAGAUGCCUUAUUAACUCCUCGGCUUUAAACAUUAUUCAUCUAGCUCUUAUUAAGCACUUGCCUCACAUUGCUUCGGACCACUGUCCGAUUCUGUUGGAUAUUUUCAAACCGGUGGAGUUUGUUAAAAAGGAUAUCAGAUAUGAAGAAGUAUGGGCUUCUUAG
Molecule: messenger RNA, 576 nt
Organism: Dendrobium catenatum
Lineage: Eukaryota; Viridiplantae; Streptophyta; Magnoliopsida; Asparagales; Orchidaceae
Exons: 1
Coding region: 1-576 (191 amino acids)
Molecular function (GO): catalytic activity
Source: RefSeq, a predicted model, not a curated record